AUACUUGAAAAUAUAAUAAGGAAAUACAUACUUCUGGCAGCUAGCCCACACCAAGUACUCGAUAUCUUGAAGGUUUCCAUUGCAUUAUUUGUAUUUUGAUCAAAACUAAGAAUUUUGAUUGGUACUUGCUUUUUACUGACACUUAAAACCUUAUAAAGUUUGUUGGUUAUUGACGUUCAGUUAGUUUACUAUUGAUAUUGAUAUGAACUACCGAAACGAUCUUAUUGAUACGAUUGGUAAACAUUCUUCAUCAACCUAUAAAAUCGGCUGCGUCGAUGAAGUAGGUUUGUAUCUAUUACGAAGUAAAAGAACAAAUUACUAACUUCGGUAAAAAAGCUUAAUUUGUUCAAAAGAAACCUAGGGAACCUUGAACCCUACUUUACUUUUAAAUAAAAGGUUUAUUCGAAUGAAUGGUCGAUACCGAUCACUGCAUAAAGUAUACCUACUGUAUUAUCAGUAACGGUCUGCAAGAACCGGCCUCAAGGAGACCAUCGAGCGUCAGGUGAAAGUCUCAGACGCACACUUCACUUGUAGCCACAAGCACGCUUGCCAUCAAACGAGUCGGCAGUCGAAACGCGAUUUCACCGAUAAUCAACUGAAACAAACAAACAAAAAGCGGGAGCAGUCUGAUGAUGCGCAAAGAGCAAUCGCGUCAUCGCAUCGGUGGCGGUAGGCGAGCUGGUGAUCGUGUCGCGCAACUGAUAGUGUGUUGCGGAGGCGCGGGUCCGCCGACGCGUGCGGCGCGCGCGCACAUCGGCUCAGUCGCAACCAUGUUCACGUGCAGCAUCGUCGUAACCCUGGUGCUCGUUGCACCGGCAAUGUGCGCUGUCGCCACAGCCGGCGUCGCUCCCACAAUUACUGCCAUGGAUAUCGCCCCACCACUGGUGGAUGUCAACAAUGCUCUGGAUACUGACAUGGGCUCGAACGAAACCUUCGCCGAACAAUAUUUUAUUAACAAAAUAUUUGACAAAUACGGCGACAGAGGAAUCAUCACAUUUGAGGGUUUCGAACAUUUACUGGAUAGUCUUGGUCUGGGAGGCCGCGUUUUUAAUUCACCACAUGACUUGGAGCAGCAUCGUGUCAACGGCACUUUUCGUCAGAUGCACGACGCUCAGCAUCGCCAUAAAAGAUCACCUAUCACAAGAGACAGUAUACUGAAAAAGUCAUGCCUCUCACCAAGAGAUAUAUUAGAGUUCUACGGCAUCGAAAACGAGCCAGGAGUUAUAACUAUAGAACCGAAAACGUUUUUGGAAAUGUGCCCUGCCCUAGUAUAUCAACUAGAUCAGAGAUCUUGCUUCAAAACAGAAGCACCUACGCAAAAACUAGAGAGAUACUGGACUUGGAUAUACGCAAGUCUAAGCAUCUUAGUCAUAAGUGCAACAGGACUGAUAGGAGUUGCGAUCGUGCCACUGCUUAAAUCCGUAAUAUUCGGGUAUGUGCUACAUUUCCUUAUUGCCGUGGCAGUUGGAACGCUAUGUGGUGAUGCAUUACUACAUCUCCUGCCUCAUGCUCUCAAAUCCCACGGAACUCCCUCUGAGCCCCAAGAAGAAACCGAAGUUGUACUAAAAUGUAGCGUUACGUUUCUCACCAUUUUACUAUUUUAUACAGUAGAAGCUAUAAUGCAAACUCUAAACGGUGGUCAUGCACACUCCCAUGAUCAUUCCCAAGGAAUGACUGUAGAAGAAAUGAAAACAGAAUCUAGUAAACAAAUAGAGCCUAUAGAAUUAGGCGCUAUGAUGCCUGGAGCGCCCCCACCACCGGUAGAACGUCCAAUGUCCUCGACGGCCCUCAUGGUAAUCGUGGGUGAUGGGCUGCAUAACCUCACGGAUGGUCUAGCAAUUGGUGCAGCUUUUAGCGGAGAUCCUGUAACUGGUUUCGCAACUGCUCUCGCUGUAUUCUGCCACGAGCUACCCCAUGAACUUGGAGACUUUGCGGUUCUCUUACGCUCUGGUAUGACCAUAAAGAGGGCGUUAUACUACAAUUUAUUGUCGUCUGUGCUCAGUUUUAUGGGAAUGGCGGGAGGCAUAUGGUUAGCUGAAGACCAUGAAUCUGCGUCACAGUGGAUAUACGCGGCAACAGCUGGGACAUUCUUUUAUAUUGCUUUAGCUGAUUUAGUCCCCGAAAUAAAUGAAAACAACCACGGCAAAACUAUGAAUUUACUUUUAGCUGUAGUAGGCAUUCUCGCAGGUGGUAUUAUAAUGUUACUCAUUGCUCUACACGAAGAUUCAAUACAAUACCUCUUUAGAAAUGCGGAACAAUGAACGUAAAUUCUAGUUAUGUUUUUCUAGAGUACGUUCGAUGUGAUAAAACUCAUGGUUGUUCAAAUUGCAUACAUAAUAUAGUGUUAAUGUAUAUAGUGCCCUUAGAGAUCCCUGCAUGACAAUUUUAAACUUAGAUAAUCAUACCUGUCUAUAUCAUAUAUGAAUGGAUAAUAAAUGGAUUAUCCAAUGGAUGGUCAUCGGAUAUUAUUGAUACCAUCGGAUCGAAUUGACAGCAAUAUUAGGGUUACACCCUAGCUAAAUAUUAAGUGCAUCAUAUGAAAAAAUACUCAUUGGAUAAAUUAUCAUAUAGUCAAUGAGAUAUUUUUUAAUAAUAACAUUCCAUAAUAUUAAACCGUAAUAACAAACAAAUAUAAUGUAUGUUACUAUGAUGUAAGUAACCGUAAUAGCUAUGUU
Messenger RNA from Diatraea saccharalis (sugarcane borer), 2675 nucleotides. Lineage: Eukaryota; Metazoa; Arthropoda; Insecta; Lepidoptera; Crambidae. The record is from the annotation of a GenBank genome assembly.